AUGGAAAUUUAUAUGAUAAAAUCACGAUUUCAUCAUUUUGGAUAUCCAUUUACAUCAACAUCAACAUCCACCACAACAAAACGUACACCAGAAUUUGCACGUCAUACAACCAUUGCAACACCUCCAACAAAUCUAAAAUCAACCGCCACCGAUUCAAAUCCAACCACAACAUACUUUCAUAAUCAACAAACAACGACAACAACGGCGCCCUCAACAAAUCAAACAAAUACAAUAAACUCAACAGGAACAAUCAAUAAUGACUCAUCGUUUAUUACAUUUUUGGCGAAUGCAACAAAUAAUUAUAUUAAUAAUACAUUAUUAUUAUGGAAUCCACAAACAAUUACAAAUGAAACGGGUUUUAUCGGAUCGUCAUCCGUUAAUUAUACGUUAUACGAUGGAAAUGAUCUAUCAAAUAUUGGCAAUAACGUAACGUUUGCAAUAUCAACGUCGGAUGAACCGAUGUUAAAUUCAUGGUCAUUUUGUUUAGAAUGGUCAGCUGCACAACAUAAUUUAUUCCAGUUUGCUAAUUUGUGUUUUGCGGCAGCAUUUUGUGUUCCACCUAGUUUUAAACAAAGUGUUCUUUUAGUUAGAGCGUUAUUAGGAAUAGGAUUUACAUUUUGUAUAUUUUGGGGUGGAAUGGAAAUAUGUGCACCCGAUAUACUCUUAUGGAAUUUAACGUUAUCACUGUUAAAUAUAUUACACACAGUUAUCCUAACAUGGAGAUUUCUUCCACCUGCACUGACCUUAGAAUUAACAGAGUUAUAUUUAAAAGUAUUUAAACCGUUACGUGUAAGUAAAAAACAUUUUAAGGAAUUAGCACGAGAGGCCAAAGUAUUAACAUUAGAAAAAGGAGAUAUUUAUGCUGUUGAAGAUGUGAGUUCAGCGGAUGAACGAUUAUCAAUCUUGUUGAAAGGCAAAUUACGGGUAACGUGUGACGAUACACAUUUACAUUUCAUAUAUCCACAUCAAUUUGUUGAUAGUCCUGAAUGGGAAUCAAAUCAUGAACAAUCCGAUGAUGUGUUUCAAGUAACAAUCACCGCUGAAGAGGACUCUGUGUAUUUAUGUUGGCCUCGAAUGCGUUUAGAACGUGUAUUACGUCAUCGACCCACUGUUAAAGUUGUUUUAGACAGUAUUAUAGGAAAAGAUAUUACACAAAAAUUAUAUUCAUUAAAUGAACAUUUAAGAAAUUCUAGAGAAAUAGAAACUGAAAGACUGAAUAAAAAAGCGAGUUAUUGGAUGUCACGUAGCUUAUCUGUGGAUGCUGUAAAUACUGGAACACGAGGGCAUGUAAGGUCUGCCGCAUGGAAAUCUGAACAAUUACGACGGCCAAGCAUCACUUGUUCUGAUAAUAAUUCACCGCUACGCCAAAAAACACCACAAUGUUGGGUUCCAUUACAAGCAAAUCAUUUUAUGCCAACAUCACCAUUUACACAUCCUCGUACACCAUCACUUCUGCAUUCACAGCAGCAACAACAACUUGUAACGCAACCGUUAUUACCAGCAGCAACAUCGUCAUCAAUACCAUCUGGUGAAUUCACGUAUCCAUCAACUGAUGGGCUCUUAACGGUACCACCACCGGUAAUAACAACAACAACAUUAGAGAAACGUAAACUAUUUCGUAAUUCAUUUCGACGUAAUAAAGAAACAAAAUCUCAAGUAAAAUUUCAAAAACAAGUGCAAGAAGUUUGUUAUAAUAGCUUACCUCAAAGACCUAAUUAAAACACAACUGUAUGUGUGUAUUAUGUAAUGUAUUUUUUUUUAAGCCGAAAUUCUUUCCCUAUAGGAUAAGUCAAUUUGCGACAAUCUUUUAGGUGAGAAAAACUGAGCCUUGAAGCCCAUUCUGAACCAAGAAGCCACUACUCUUUGAAACACUUGAAAUUCUUCAAGAACAGGAAAAGAGAUUUGACGUCAACACAUUAUAGCUCCAAGAGGUCAUCAGUGACAGAGGAGAUACGCAAUUGUUUCUUCCUCCUUCUCUCUGUAACAACUUCUAAGUCGUGAUCAGCUACUGUCCCAUAAAACUA
Molecule: messenger RNA, 2024 nt
Organism: Chrysoperla carnea
Lineage: Eukaryota; Metazoa; Arthropoda; Insecta; Neuroptera; Chrysopidae
Product: popeye domain-containing protein 2-like
Exons: 6
Coding region: 1-1719 (572 amino acids)
Cellular component (GO): sarcolemma
Molecular function (GO): cAMP binding
Source: RefSeq, a predicted model, not a curated record